Messenger RNA from Morchella importuna, 270 nucleotides. RefSeq lists its product as uncharacterized. Lineage: Eukaryota; Fungi; Ascomycota; Pezizomycetes; Pezizales; Morchellaceae. The transcript is spliced from 4 exons. The coding region runs from base 1 to 270 and encodes 89 amino acids. The record is from RefSeq and is a predicted model, not a curated record.
AUGCCACAACUGCGAAGUGCUAGCUAUCUAGGCUACCUACUACGCACGGGACUGGGCAGAUCAGAUCAGGCCAAGGUAGCACAGACAGCUCCGAACGCCGGUGUUUGUGUACUUACUGGAAACCUUAAUGUGACCCUGGAACUCGAAGAUGACGGAUUGGGGAUUUGGAACUUGAUCAGCAGUAGUAUUGGUUCGAGGUUAGCCAUGUGGCCAUGGUUUAUGGGAGUGCCGGGGAAUUUAAUCUAUGCUCAGCCCUGGAACUGCGCGUGA